Molecule: messenger RNA, 564 nt
Organism: Aspergillus neoniger CBS 115656
Lineage: Eukaryota; Fungi; Ascomycota; Eurotiomycetes; Eurotiales; Aspergillaceae
Exons: 1
Coding region: 127-486 (119 amino acids)
Source: RefSeq, a predicted model, not a curated record
AAGGCCUUAAAAGGGAGGCAAUGACUAUGGAGGGAAAGCAGUAUUCGCAACCUCAAAGUCUUCAUUCCUCCUCAUUCUGCUUGUAUUCAUCGAUCCUCUUUAUUGGCCAUUCCCUCAAAUCUCAUCAUGUCGAAGGCACUCAAAGAGUUUAAGAAUAUGAUGGUCCGGGAGGGCCAGGUGAGCAAGUUAUGGAAGACCCAUUCACCCGGAGCUCGCAUUGCGCCUCCCAAGAGCGGUAACAAAGAUAAGAAAUGGCAACUGCGCUUGGACGCGGGAGAAGUGAAGGAUGGUAAGAAAAGGGUCUACGUUCAAGUCAACUCAGAGGCCACCAACGAGUCACUCCAAAAGUGGAGGAAAAAGAACUCCAGCCACGGGAAUCUUGCUUUCGUGGACAUCAAUGUCAAUGAACCGAAAGAAAGGAUGUCAACCGCUUUUGAUGAGAUAUGGGAAGACGUCGAGAAGCAGGCGAAGGAUAACCUGGGUUGAUAGGUAUGAUCAAUUGAUACACCGCAGCAAUCGCAUCAAUCAAUCAUCAGACGCGUUAUUUCAGGCCUGCAAACGACC